AUGAAUCUCGGCGGCUUGUUUACAUUACCGUUAUUUCUGCAUAUCUGCAAUGGGGCAUUGCUUCCAGUCCCCAAAUGCAAGAUCUCUGACACAAAAUGUCUGAAGGCAUCAGCACAAGCAGCGGUGCCACUGCUGGCCCCCGGUAUUCCAGAAAUCGGUGCACCACCAUUAGACAUUAUGCACAUCGACCUAAUCAAAGUGAACCUAGCAGGGCUAAAUAUGGUCGUAAAGGACGCAGUGCUGAAGGGUUUGAAGAAUGCCAAGAUCGACAAGAUUAGUAUGGACAUGGCUAAGAAAGAACUUAAGAUAGUGUUCUCCGUGGAUGCAGAGAUGAAGGGAAAAUACAAGGCUUCGGGACAACUCCUCAUCUUGCCCAUCAGCGGUGAUGGUGACCUCAUGAUGAAGAUUAAAAACGCAGAGCUUAACGUCACCAACACAUUCGAAGUUGUCAAAAACGCAGACGGUAAAGAUGUCAUCAAAUUGAAAGGUUUCCGUUUCACGUAUGACAUUAAAGACGGGGCUUCGUAUUAUCUCACCAACCUAUUCAAUGGAAAUAAAGAACUGAGUAACACGCUACUCAAGUUCUCGAACGAAAAUUGGAAAUUGUUGUCGGAAGAAUUUGGAGAGCCGAUACUUAGGGCGUGCAUCAAAGUCAUAUUCACCAGUAUCAAGAAGUAUUUGUACGCACAUCCAUUGGAAGAGCUUACCGAGUUGUAA
This is a messenger RNA of Chilo suppressalis (striped riceborer), 717 nucleotides long. Lineage: Eukaryota; Metazoa; Arthropoda; Insecta; Lepidoptera; Crambidae. The record is from the annotation of a GenBank genome assembly.